This is a messenger RNA of Aureococcus anophagefferens, 1403 nucleotides long. RefSeq lists its product as hypothetical. The annotation marks the transcript as partial. Gene Ontology annotation, biological process: guanosine tetraphosphate metabolic process. The transcript is spliced from 2 exons. The record is from RefSeq and is a predicted model, not a curated record. NCBI's taxonomy places the organism in Eukaryota, Pelagophyceae, Pelagomonadales, Pelagomonadaceae.
AUGGCGUCGUACGCGGACGCGCUCGAGGGCGAAUCCGAGUACCUCCGCCCGAGCGGCCGCAAGGCCGUGCGCUACGCCGUCGAGGUCGCGUUCCUCGCCCACCGGGGCCAGAAGCGGCGGUCCGGCGAGCCCUUCGUGACCCACCCCGUCGAGGUCGCGAAGAUCCUCGCGCGGACGCACAUGGACCGCGACACCGUCGUCUCGGGCCUCCUCCACGACACCGUCGAGGACACGGACCUGACCUUUGGGGAGGUCGAGGCCAUGUUCGGCGUCGACGUGCGGCGCAUCGUCGAGGGCGAGACCAAGGUGUCGAAGCUGCCGAAGAUGGCGCGCGAUCUGCCCGCCGCGGACGCGGAGAAGGAGCAGGUCGAGAACAUGCGGUCCAUGUUCAUCGCCAUGGCCGAGGACUGGCGCAUCGUCGUCGUCAAGCUCGCGGACCGGCUCCACAACAUGCGGACGUUGCGGUUCAUGCCCCCGCGGAAGCGCGCGAAGAUCUCCCGCGAGACUUUGGAGAUCUUCGCGCCCCUCGCGCACCGCCUCGGCAUGUGGCAGUACAAGACGGAGCUCGAGGAGACGUCCUUCGAGCAUUUGUUCCCCGCGGAGUACGCGGCUUUGGACGAGGCCAUCGCGCGGAAGCGGACGACGGUCGAGGCCGCGCUCGAGGAGUGCCGGGGCAAGCUCGAGACGAUGCUCAUGGACGACGUCAUGAUCAAGGGGCGCAUGCGCACGGUCUCCAUCGAGGGGCGCACGAAGUCGUGCUACAGCACGUGGAAGAAGAUGCAGCGCCAGCAGUGCGGCAUCGAGCGCAUCGACGACCUCGUCGCGUUGCGAGUGGUGUUGAAAGCGGAGCGGCCCGAGGCCGAGGCGGACACGUCGCUCUGCUACCACGUGCUGGGCAAGGUCCACUCGACCUGGACGCCCCUGCCUCGGACGCUCAAGGACUACAUCUCCUCGCCCAAGCCCAACGGCUACCGGUCGCUCCACACGACGGUGCUCGUCGGCUCGCAGCCGUUGGAGGUCCAGAUCCGCACCGACGACAUGCACCGGGUGGCGGAGCUCGGCGCGGCGGCGCACUGGGCCUACAAGGACACGGACGCGUCGCUGCCCUGGCUCCAGAUCAUCCGCGAGUGGCACGCGCAGGUCGACAGCUCGAGCGUCUUCAUGCAGCUCGUGCGCAACGAGCUGCUGGGCACGCGCGUCUUCGUCUUCGCGCCCCGGGGCCGCAUCCUCAACCUCGCCAAGGGCGCGACGCUCGCCGACGCCGUGGCCCACGUCGUCUCCGAGGAGUCGCAGUCGGACCGCCGCGGCGCGUUGGCCUACGUCAACGGCCAGCGGGAGGACGCGGAGUACGAGCUCCGCAACGGCGACAUCGUCUCCUUCGCGCCGCCCGUGGACCGGGCCGC